UGGGUGGUAAUGAUCGCGGCAACAGGCCACUUCUCCCACAAGCACCCUAACCUGAAACGUAGCCCAAACCCCGCUUUAGGAGAGGAAGGGACAAACAAACCCUUCUGAACAGUGGGAGUGGAAGUCCCACAUCCCGUGCAUGAACUACGAAGCCCAUUCAUCCUCCCCCAUUUUCUCCCUUAGAGCCUGCUCACUAUGCCUUCCUGACGCACAGCACAGUUCCAGUAGACCGCUGCUCUCUGGCAGCAGCCAGAAUCGACAGCCCAUGAGAAAGUCCAAGAUCACGGCCUCACGCAAGCUCUUGCUGAAGAGCCUGAUGCUGGCCAAGGCCAAGGAGUGCUGGGAGCAGGAGCACGAGGAGCGGGAGGCGGAGAAGGCCCGCUACCUGGCUGAGCGCAUCCCCACGCUGCAGACCCGCGGCCUGUCCCUCAGUGCCCUGCAGGACCUGUGCCGGGACCUGCAUGCCAAGGUGGAGGUGGUGGAUGAGGAGAGAUAUGACAUUGAGGCCAAAUGUCUCCACAACACCAGGGAGAUUAAGGACCUAAAGCUGAAGGUGCUGGACCUCCGUGGAAAAUUCAAGCGUCCACCACUGCGUCGGGUCCGGGUCUCGGCUGACGCCAUGCUCCGGGCCCUACUGGGCUCCAAGCACAAGGUGUCUAUGGAUCUGCGGGCCAACCUGAAGUCAGUGAAGAAGGAAGACACCGAGAAGGAGCGGCCUGUGGAGGUGGGUGACUGGAGGAAGAACGUGGAGGCCAUGUCCGGGAUGGAAGGCCGCAAGAAGAUGUUUGACGCCGCCAAGUCUCCAACCUCACAGUAGAGGCCGGCUUGCUGCUCUGUGCUCUGGGCUUCCGCUUCCCGCUCCUCCCUCCAGCCUGGCUCCCCUCUCUGCCUCCCACCCUGCAUUUCUGGAGCCUUCCAUCCUGAUCCCACCUCUCCCCUCCAGCCUGAGUGCCCUCCUCUGGAACUGGGAUUAAACAGACACCCGAGAGGACACACAGCCGUGUCUGAAGACCUCCCCCCUCGCAGGGUAGAGACCCCAGGUAGCUGAGCUGGGGAGGAAGAGGUGUGGCAGCACCUUCCCCUCUGGCCCCCGGCUGCAGCCCUGCACUGCUUCCCUGACCUGUAGAGUGCCCCCAGGCAUCACAGCUUCUCCAUUAAAAACCAGGCUCCUGGUCA
Messenger RNA from Mustela lutreola (European mink), 1176 nucleotides. It is a transcript of the gene TNNI1, whose product is annotated as troponin I1, slow skeletal type. The coding region runs from base 140 to 817 and encodes 225 amino acids. The record is from RefSeq and is a predicted model, not a curated record. Gene Ontology annotation, biological process: muscle contraction. The transcript is spliced from 7 exons. Gene Ontology annotation, cellular component: troponin complex. NCBI's taxonomy places the organism in Eukaryota, Metazoa, Chordata, Mammalia, Carnivora, Mustelidae.